AUGUGGAGAAGUAAUCGUUACUCUAAGAACUGGCCUGGUGCCCUUGGGUGUGCCAACCUCAGCCCGUCCUUGUGGAUACUAUGUUUUUGUUGGUGCUUCAUUGCAAUAAGAAGUCAGAACUACCACCCCACUGUGAACACUCAGUAUGGAAAGCUUCGGGGGGUGAGGGUUCCUCUGCCCAGUGAGAUCCUGGGGCCGGUCGACCAGUACUUGGGGGUUCCCUAUGCUGCUCCACCUGUUGGGGAGAAACGCUUUCUGCCUCCGGAGCCCCCUUCCUCAUGGUCAGGCAUCAAGAACGCUACACACUUUGCCCCCGUUUGCCCACAGAAUAUCCACAAUGCAGUGCCAGAUAUUAUGAUGCCAGUGUGGUUCACCUUCAACCUGGAUAUCGUCACCACCUUCAUACAAGACCAGCACGAGGAUUGUCUUUAUCUCAACAUCUAUGUUCCAACAGAAGAUGACAUCCGAGACACUGGAGCCAAGCCUGUGAUGGUCUACAUCCACGGGGGAUCCUACAUGGAGGGGACAGGCAACAUGAUCGAUGGGAGCGUGCUGGCCAGCUACGGAAAUGUCAUCGUUAUCACUCUCAACUACCGCGUCGGCGUCCUGGGUGCAGGCGUGCAGAGGAUGCUGGAGUGUUUUCCUUGCACGGAGCCAGGCUGA
Knipowitschia caucasica is the source of this 663-nucleotide messenger RNA. NCBI's taxonomy places the organism in Eukaryota, Metazoa, Chordata, Actinopteri, Gobiiformes, Gobiidae. The record is from the annotation of a GenBank genome assembly.